Molecule: messenger RNA, 2160 nt
Organism: Helianthus annuus (common sunflower)
Lineage: Eukaryota; Viridiplantae; Streptophyta; Magnoliopsida; Asterales; Asteraceae
Product: glucose-6-phosphate isomerase, cytosolic
Exons: 24
Coding region: 212-1912 (566 amino acids)
Biological process (GO): glycolytic process; gluconeogenesis; glucose 6-phosphate metabolic process
Cellular component (GO): cytosol
Molecular function (GO): glucose-6-phosphate isomerase activity; monosaccharide binding; carbohydrate derivative binding
Source: RefSeq, a predicted model, not a curated record
AAUCUAGAGAAAAUAGAAGUUGGUUGUUUAUAAUUUUGAUUUUAGACACCGUCCAUAGAAACACAAAGGCCUGAUCCACGGCAUAUUCUAUUCUCUACACACCGCCACCUGUUUUAUACCCCUUUUCUACUCAAAUACACAUUUAUUUCCCCUUUCUCAAUACUCUUCUUCUUCUUCUUCUUCCUAAUCGAUCCUCCUAAUCUAUCUCCAGAUGGCGACUCUAAUCUCAGACACUGCAUCAUGGAAAGACCUCAAGGCUCAUGUUGGGGAAAUUGAUAAAACGCAUUUGCGUGAUUUGAUGACUGAUACUGACAGAUGCAAGUCAAUGAUGCUCGAGUUUGAUGGGAUAUUCUUCGAUUAUUCUCGACAGAGAGCCACUGUCGAUACGGUUUCUAAGCUCUUUAAACUUGCUGAGGAAGCACAUCUUAAACAGAAGAUUAAUAGUAUGUUCAAUGGGGAGCAUAUAAACAGCACGGAGAACAGGUCUGUGCUUCAUGUAGCUCUUCGUGCUUCGAAGGAUGCGACAAUAAACAGUGAUGGGAAGAAUGUUGUACCAGAUGUUUGGCAAGUUCUUGAUAAAAUAAAAGAAUUCUCGGAUAAAGUUCGCAAUGGUUCCUGGGUUGGGGCCACAGGGAAAGCAUUGACCAAUGUAGUUGCUAUUGGUAUUGGUGGAAGCUUUCUUGGUCCGUUGUUUGUGCACACCGCUCUUCAAACAGAUUCAGAGGCUAGUAAACUAGCAGGAGGACGGCAGCUUCGCUUUCUAGCUAAUGUUGAUCCAGUAGAUGUUGCCAGAAAUAUUUCAGGCUUGGAUCCAGAGACCACUUUAGUUGUUGUAGUUUCCAAGACUUUUACUACAGCUGAGACCAUGCUGAAUGCUCGGACAUUGAGGGAAUGGAUCUCAUCUGCUUUAGGGCCACAAGCUGUUUCAAAGCACAUGGUUGCUGUUAGCACAAAUCUGAAGCUUGUGGAGAAGUUCGGGAUUGAUCCUAAUAACGCUUUUGCAUUCUGGGACUGGGUAGGAGGCCGAUACAGUGUUUGCAGUGCUGUUGGAGUAUUACCUUUAUCUCUCCAAUACGGGUUUUCCGUCAUUGAAAAAUUCCUAGCAGGCGCUAGAAGUAUUGAUCAGCAUUUCCACUCGGCUCCUUUCGAGAGCAAUAUCCCUGUUCUUUUGGGUUUACUGAGCGUAUGGAAUGUCUCUUUUCUUGGAUAUCCCGCAAGAGCUAUCCUGCCUUACACUCAAGCUCUUGAAAAGCUUGCUCCACACAUUCAACAGGUUAGCAUGGAAAGUAACGGAAAAGGAGUAUCCAUAGACGGUGUUCGCCUUCCUUUUGAAGCUGGUGAAAUCGAUUUUGGUGAACCGGGAACAAACGGUCAACACAGUUUUUACCAAUUAAUUCAUCAGGGGCGUGUUAUUCCUUGUGAUUUUAUUGGUAUCGUGAAAAGUCAACAACCCGUCUACCUUAAAGAUGAAGUGGUAAAUAACCAUGAUGAGCUCAUGUCCAACUUUUUUGCACAACCUGAUGCUCUUGCUUAUGGGAAGACCCCUGAACAAUUGCAAAGUGAGAAUGUUGCACCUCAUCUUGUUCCUCACAAGACGUUUACUGGGAAUAGGCCAUCACUUAGCCUUCUACUUCCAUCAUUGGAUGCUUAUAGAAUUGGACAGUUACUAGCUAUCUAUGAGCACAGAAUUGCUGUUGAAGGUUUUGUUUGGGGAAUCAAUUCUUUUGAUCAAUGGGGAGUUGAACUAGGAAAGUCACUUGCAUCCCAGGUCAGAAAGCAACUUCAUGCAUCUCGUAAGAAAGGAGAAUCGGUUGAGGGGUUCAAUUUUAGUACCACCAAGUUGCUCACAAGAUAUCUUGAGGCAAGUGCAGACGUGCCUUCGGAACCCACAACUCAAUUGCCUAAGAUAUAAAGUUUUCUGAAACCAAGAUACCAAACCAGAUGAUAACAUAGUUUUUGAUUUGUUACACCAACUCUCAUCAUCUGUUGCUUCUUUUUGUAACCGCGUGACUCGUGUUGCACGAGCAUAAUAAUUCUUCACAUUUUGUUGUGAUCCAGAAUGAUGGAAUUAAUGCUUUAAUUUCCUGAAUAAGAUUGUGAAAUCAAGCCUCUUGUUACAGUCACUUUCUUUGUAUUUCUCAAUGAUUGUUGUAUAUUGAA